Molecule: messenger RNA, 1939 nt
Organism: Zalophus californianus (California sea lion)
Lineage: Eukaryota; Metazoa; Chordata; Mammalia; Carnivora; Otariidae
Gene: MAPK12
Product: mitogen-activated protein kinase 12
Exons: 13
Coding region: 267-1436 (389 amino acids)
Biological process (GO): protein phosphorylation; MAPK cascade
Cellular component (GO): nucleus; cytoplasm
Molecular function (GO): MAP kinase activity; ATP binding
Source: RefSeq, a predicted model, not a curated record
GUUGGUCCGCGGGCAGGGGAGGGACCGCGCGCUCCCCGGGCCGGGGCUGGGGUCGGGCCGGGGUCGGCGACUCCUGACGGCCUGGAGGGCGGCCCCAGAAGGGGAGAGCCGGAGGGCCCCAGCGGCGGACGGGCGACCGCGCGGAGCAGGCUUUGCCCACGCGGUGGCCCCGGGCGCGCGCCCAGGGAGUCCCGCUGAUCCCGGGCCCCCGGUCCUCGGGGCGCAGCGCCCAGGGGGUCCGUGGCGGGGGCGGUGCUUGGGGCGCCAUGAGCUCUCCACCGCCCGCCCGCAGGGGCUUUUACCGCCAGGAGGUGACCAAGACGGCUUGGGAGGUGCGCGCCGUGUACCAGGACCUGCAGCCCGUGGGCUCCGGCGCCUACGGCGCGGUGUGCUCGGCCGUGGACAGCCGCACUGGCGCCAAGGUGGCCAUCAAGAAACUGUACCGGCCCUUCCAGUCGGAGCUCUUCGCCAAGCGCGCCUACCGCGAACUGCGCCUCCUCAAGCACAUGCGCCACGAGAACGUCAUCGGGCUGCUGGACGUGUUCACCCCUGAUGAAACCCUGGAUGAUUUCACAGACUUGCCCCCCCGGACCCAGGGUGGUGACACAGCCGGGUGGAGCUGGAGGUGUGAGCGCGGGACUGCAUGUUACCUGGUGAUGCCGUUCAUGGGGACUGACCUGGGCAAGCUCAUGAAGCAUGAGAAGCUGAGUGAGGACCGAAUCCAGUUCCUUGUCUACCAGAUGCUGAAGGGGCUAAAGUACAUCCAUGCUGCUGGCAUCAUCCAUAGGGACCUGAAGCCCGGCAAUCUGGCAGUGAAUGAGGACUGUGAGCUGAAGAUCCUGGACUUCGGCCUGGCGAGGCAGGCAGACAGCGAGAUGACUGGGUAUGUGGUGACUCGGUGGUACCGGGCACCUGAGGUCAUCUUGAAUUGGAUGCGCUACACGCAGACAGUGGAUAUCUGGUCGGCGGGCUGCAUCAUGGCGGAGAUGAUUACAGGGAAGACGCUGUUCAAGGGCAGUGACCACCUGGACCAGCUGAAGGAGAUCAUGAAGGUGACAGGGACGCCUCCCGCUGAGUUUGUGCAGAGGCUGCAGAGUGCCGAUGCGAAGAACUACAUGAAGGGCCUCCCCGAGUUGGAGAAGAAGGAUUUCGCAUCCAUCCUGACUAAUGCAAGUCCUCUGGCUGUGAACCUCCUGGAGAAAAUGCUUGUGCUAGAUGCAGAGCGGCGGGUGACUGCGGCCGAGGCGCUGACCCACCCCUACUUCGAGUCACUGCAGGACACGGAGGAUGAGCCCAAGGCCCAGAAGUACGACGAGUCCUUUGAUGAUAUGGACCGCACGCUGGAUGAGUGGAAACGUGUCACAUAUAAAGAAGUGCUCAGCUUCAAGCCUCCCCGGCAGCUGGGGACCAAGGUCUCCAAGGAGACGGCCCUGUGAAGACCCCUGGGCCCCCACAGUGGUGGUGAGGACACCUUGGGGAUCCUGGCUGGGGCUUCUACCUGGAAGGGGGAUCCUAAUUAUCACUGUGACUUUGGCUGGGGCUUACAUCCCAGGACACCUCUGGUUCCAUGGACCCCCCUCUCUCAAGCCUGUUAUCCUGCUCUCAGGGCUCAGUCUAACCUGGACCUUCUGGACAGGAUGUCAACCUGACUGGGGACUGGCCUCUCCCUGAGCAGUGGUCCCCUCCCCCAGGUGCAACAAGAAGCCUCAGAGCCUGUGCUGGGGGGUGAGGCUUGGGGUCAAGGCCUGCCCUCUGACCCUGCUUGCUCCAGCCCCUGCUGAAGCCCAGUUCAUAUAGCUGAGAAAGGACAGGGAGGGCGCAGAGCGCCUACUCAGGGAUGUCUCUCCCCCAGGGGGGCGUUGGUGUGGACUCUCCUGCACCCCCAGCCCAGAAAGUGCUAUGCCCACGUGGCUGGAAAGAAAUAAACCCUUUUGUAGAG